Molecule: messenger RNA, 1056 nt
Organism: Diaporthe amygdali
Lineage: Eukaryota; Fungi; Ascomycota; Sordariomycetes; Diaporthales; Diaporthaceae
Exons: 2
Coding region: 1-1056 (351 amino acids)
Source: RefSeq, a predicted model, not a curated record
AUGCCUCAAUACACUCAGUACAUUCAAGUCGUCAAUCGCGAUGACAGGCGCCGGCCAGCGCCCGCCGCAGCAAGCAGCUCACAGAGUAUAGUACAACAGACUAUGACGCUGGGCUGCGAAGUCGAAACCAACUUGAGGGCAAAGUCAUCUGGCGACGACAUCUCGCGGUUCGGUGAUGCCAAUGAUCGAGCUGCUAUAGCACAGUUUGCUUCCCGCGUCUGCACCUAUUUUGACAACUAUAUGGAGAGCCACAGGAAAGCCGGUCGAAUGCGCGUCAAGGGCGACCCGCGCUACGGUUCUGGAUACUCCAUCGCUUUGUGGACAAUUGAGCGUGAUGGUAGUAUUCGGAAGGACAGUGCGCGGCAGGUCUCGAUGGAGAUAGUGUCUCCUAUUAUGGUCUAUGAUACGACAGAGUUGUGGCGCGAUUCGGUCAAGUCAAUGUACAAGUCUGUCGGAGACAGAUAUUCUUUCGAAGCCAACGAAAGCUGCGGACUGCACGUCCACUUGAAGCCCUCCGUCUGCUGGAACAUGAAGGACCUGCGAGCCUUGUCUAAGGCUAUCGUCUACUUUGAGCCAUGCCUACAGGCCCUGCUGCCUUCACACCGUGCCAGCAGGAACUUCUACUGCAAGCAGAACUACUCAGAGAACCCCUACCUGACCUCACAAGACAUCGGCCGCUGCUUUGAGACCAUCAACAACAUGAGCGGCAUUUCGGACCUCAAGAAUGUAAUGAACUAUGAUCGCGAAAACGGCCAGACCAGGUACUACGCCUGGAACUUCACGAACCUCCAAUGGGACGCACAGAGGCAGGAGGUCAACGGCACGGUGGAGUACCGCAACCCGCCGUUUGCCAACAGCGCCAGCACGUGUCUGGCGUGGAUGGAGCUGGCGCUCACGUUUGCGAGCGCCGCGAGGAAGGUUUCCGUCCGGGGUGCCAAGAUCAGGCAGAAGUUCUCGAGGGACUUGCCCGGGCUGAAGGAAUUUCUUGAGUACGGGGCUGUGCAGUGGACCCAUAAGUCUGAUUAUGAGAGCUUGUUCCCUCGGCGUAGGCGUUGA